UAGUGGAGUUUACCGAGUUUGAGUGAGUCUCAUUUCUCACAGUCGCAAUGGAUUUCCUCACAAUCUCUUCUUCUCAUCCUUCAACUUCCCUUCCUUCUCGUUCCCUCUCACGCAUUCCUACUCUCUUUUCAAAACCACCCAUUUCCUCUUUCAACCCUAAAACUUCUUCUUCUCAAUUUCGCAUAACCCCACUCAAUUGCGUCCUCACUACCCCUUCUUCAAAACCCUCCAAAGAUUCAAACUUUGAAUCCCGAAUUCCAAAACCCACUAUCACUUUUCAACUAUCAUCCCCCCAGACGCAGGAAAGAGCCAUGAGAGUCGCUGAAUCAGAUACCAUGGGGUUGUUGUUGAGGGAGAGGAUUGUGUUCUUGGGGAGUGAAAUUGACGACUUUGUUGCUGAUGCUAUUAUGAGUCAGUUGUUGCUUUUGGAUGCUCAAGACCCUACUAAAGAUAUUAAGCUUUUUAUUAAUUCUCCUGGUGGUUCUCUUAGUGCUACAAUGGCUAUCUACGAUGCGGUAAAGCUUGUGAGGGCUGAUGUUUCCACAAUUGCAAUGGGCAUUGCAGCAUCAACAGCCUCCAUCAUUCUCGGUGGUGGCACCAAAGGUAAGCGGCUAGCUAUGCCCAAUACCCGAAUCAUGAUUACUCAACCACCCGGAGGUGCUAGUGGACAAGCUAUAGAUGUAGAUAUUCAAGCUAAAGAAGUCAUGCACAGCAAGAAUAAUGUGGCGAGAAUUAUAUCUGACUUCACUGGUCGCUCACUUGAACAAGUUCUGAAAGAUAUCGAUAGGGAUAGAUAUUUGUCUCCAAUUGAAGCAGUUGAAUAUGGAAUUAUUGACGGGGUAAUCGAUAGCGAUAUGAUUAUUCCUCUCAUGCCAGUACCAGAACAGGUGGAAGCAACACUAAACACCGAUGAUAAGGAUUUCCUAACCCCAAAUAUCCCCGACGAUGAGAUAUACUAAGUUCUAAAUGAUUGAUAGUAGUUCGGUAUAUCGUUGAAUGCUUAAGAUUCAUCUCCUUGUAUGGCUAGCGGUAUACGACAUUUUAGGCAAAAAAGAAUGUUGUAACAAACUCAGAAACUUUUAAAGUUGUAACAUUUUAGUAUUGCAAAUUUUACUUUUAUUAUUUGUAGGAUGUUGUGACAGUUUAUGUGUCUUUCAAUUGUAAUGCAGUUAUAGCCUAUGGGGAAAUUUGUUUGCAAUUGUUA
Molecule: messenger RNA, 1204 nt
Organism: Cicer arietinum (chickpea)
Lineage: Eukaryota; Viridiplantae; Streptophyta; Magnoliopsida; Fabales; Fabaceae
Product: ATP-dependent Clp protease proteolytic subunit 4, chloroplastic
Biological process (GO): protein quality control for misfolded or incompletely synthesized proteins
Cellular component (GO): endopeptidase Clp complex
Molecular function (GO): ATPase binding; ATP-dependent peptidase activity; serine-type endopeptidase activity
Source: RefSeq, a predicted model, not a curated record